AUGUCGCAAGUUCCGCGAGGGACUGAUGAAAGCUCGCCGACUUCGUCUAAAAAUCAGACUGGCUAUUCUGUCAAUAACGGCCUCAUCCCGCGGGAUUAUUUAGCUCGAUCUGAUCAACGCCCCGGACCUGCUCCUGGUUCCCGACAUAUCACACCUUCCCCGUUGCAUACAAGUUCCCUACCUCAGUCGUACCGUGUCGAAGGAUCUGCGUCACAGAGCCCUCUUUCUCCGAAAUCCAACCCUUCCUCCCAGAAUCGGUCGCCAGUCACUCGCGCGGCUAAUGCGCAAUACCCUGCGCCACCAUUCAGCCCUGGUCAGAGCAUGUCGCAAUCACCUGAAAUGGUAGGAACAGAGUCGGCAAAUGUCAGCGGCCGGCCUGGCGAAAGCAGUAUGACAAAAUCAUCCCGUGCGCCAGAGCCCGAUCGAUCUGCUUCUUCGUCCGUCAGCUCUAUACACUCGAUGCCAGGAGAUCGCGCACCCCAUCGUGUCAUCCCUCGCACCUCAUCGAUCGACUCUGCUAUUUCAUCCCUGUCCUCGAAUUCUCAGAAAUCUACAUUUGAUCCGAAUGCUCUGAGUUCAGCCGAUAUUAACAAUCUCAUCAACGCCGCUGGGUCUGCCGAGGCUGUGAUCGUGCACCUAUUGAAAGAGAAACAUCAAGCGGCUUCGCAGAACGCGCAACUUUGGAAAUUGGUUGAUAAACAAAGAACUUUGAUCCUCGGCCUUAACAAGGAUCUAGAGCGUGCUUUUCAAGAGAAGGAUAAAUAUCGGAAAAAGCUCAAAGAUAUACAAGACGCGCCGCCAUUCCCCGUUGCUGAGCUCUCGACCUCUAUGGCCGCGCCAAGUAGUGACAAAGAGAAUGUGUCGCGCAAACCUGAUCAACCAUCGAUUGUACCACCAUCUGAAAUCUCUCGACGGGGCUUUGAAAACACCACAAGCCCGGUCUCCCCCACAGAUAUCCCAUCUCCAAUAGGAGACGGAAAGAGCAGGUUUCCCCAUCCAAACCGCAGGCCACCGCCUGCGCCUCUGAAUCUACGACAAGGAGACAAUAAAAGAGCAUCUUCAGCUUCUGAUUCUGAUCCUGAUUCCGAUUCCGAUUACGGCGACACCGAAGAUAUAAAUGGAAUUCCGAGUGCGGGCCGCGGACGGCGAAAGACGAGAGAGCAGGACGACCAAGACCGCGAAGCUACAUUACAGAAGGAUAUGCUUGCCUCUACCGGUUCUGCGGGACCACUCCAAGCAGCAUCCUCUAAUAGCUCCCGAGACACAGCAACGUGUAGCCCGGAAACGGUACCCAGGGAGCUUUCUACGAGAUCACCACCGAAUGUGGGUGAUUCUAACUCACUGGGGUCGCUUUUGGGCUCUCGACCGCCUCCCGCUUCGUCCUUUGGCGGGCGCUCCAUCGUCGCCAUGCCCAUGAGCCCCGGGCUGCCUUUGAGUCCCAGACCAGAAGAUCGACCUAUCAAUUCCCCCAUGCCUCGCAUGCCACGAGAUGCAUCCACUUCCGUUGCAGCCGGGUAUCAAGCCCCAGGAUUGCCGCUCUCGCCUAGAAUGGCCAAUCACCCUAUGGGCUUUGCUCCUAUCCCUUCGGGACGUCCCAGUGGCCCUAUACCAUCAAUUGACCCCACUGUCAUGAUUGACAGUCCAAGAUCCGCAACUUUCCCCGACAAUCAAAUUUACCGAGGAUUGAUGUCUGAUGAAUAUCAAGGUCUACUUUUGCCUCCUAAUGCCCUUCCUUUGGUUCAAGUCAGAGUAUCUUCGUCGCGCCUUCGUCCCUCUCGAAACAGCUAUAUGGCAUCCAAGCCUCUGGACGAGGAGCCUGUUUUCACUCUCAGUGUGAUCCUUCGAUCAGAGAUGUCAGAGCUAUGGCGAGUUGAAAAGGUCAUUGGUGCCUUGCCGCAGCUGGAUCAGAGAGUUCGACAAUCUUGUCCGCUCCCUGCAAAACUACCAGAUCGAAAUAUUUUCAGUGGACACUCCCCUGCGAAGAUUGACUUGAGACGUGCCGCACUAAAUGCAUAUUUUGACAGACUUCUGGACACGCCAGUGGACGAGAAUGCCGCUCUAGCUAUCUGCCAAUUUCUGACAAGUGAUGCCAUCGAGCCUCGAGACGACGAGACAAGUAUACUGAAAGGACUCACCCAAACAAGGCCUGAUAUGCCACGUGGGCCCGACGGAAAGCCUCAAAAGGAAGGUUAUUUGACCAAACGAGGCAAGAACUUCGGUGGCUGGAAAGCGAGAUAUUUUGUUCUCGACGGCCCAGAGCUGAGAUACUACGAAUCUCCGGGUGGUCCGCACAUGGGUACUAUCAAACUUCAUCAUGCCCAGAUUGGCAAGCAGUCACCAAAACCCACCGAGACUGCUCCACCUACCGGGGGCGAGGAAGACUCUGACAACCAGUAUCGCCAUGCAUUUUUGGUUCUGGAACCGAAGAAAAAAGAUUCCUCGGCACUUGUUCGGCAUGUUCUUUGCGCCGAAAGCGAUGAGGAGCGCGAUACAUGGGUCGAUGCUCUCAUGGAGUAUGUUGAGAGUGCUUCUUCCGAGAAUGAGGGACGCGGCAGCAUAUCAUCCAAGAGUCAACCUCAGUCUCAAGACGAAUCCCAGACUCCGCAAAAGCAACUUCUCUCGGGAACCGAGACCAAAUCUAAAAUCUUCAAUGGAAGCAAGAGAUCCGGCCGUGGAGUUGACAGUCCCGACCAAGAUCUAGGGGGUGUGCAGGGGUUCAGCUUUGAGGAUGCAGUGCAAGCUGAUCCUCCCACCAUUGGUUCCACUCUGGAGCAAGCUCCCCGAUCCCCACGAAUCCCGGCUUUGGCGACUGAAUACAGGGACAUGUCUUCUCCCGAUCAAGCAAUGCAGUCUCCCAGACUGAUUUCUAGACCCACAAACGGCACAGUCAUCCAGGACGUGGAAGCCUGGGGCAACAAGGCAAAAACGUCGACAAAAGAAAAGAAACGCAGUAUCUGGGGUUUCCGCACUAGAUCCUCCUUUGAUCUUGCCACUCAGACCAGCAGCGAUACAUUAGUAGCAAGCAACAAUGUUGAGAGGACAGGUCCUGUCAGACCUGUAUUUGGUAUACCCCUGGCCGAGGCUGUUCACGAUUGUGGGCCACCAGGGAUUAAUGUGGAGCUGCCUGCAGUAGUUUAUCGUUGCAUUGAAUAUCUCCAUGCCAAGGAAGCAGCCUUGGAGGAAGGAAUCUUCCGUCUGAGCGGUUCCAAUGUGGUGAUCAAAGCUUUGAAAGAACGUUUCAACACUGAAGGUGAUGUUGAUUUCGUGUCUGGAGAUCAGUACUACGACAUCCAUGCCGUGGCUUCUCUAUUCAAGCAAUACCUUCGAGAGCUUCCGACGACCGUCUUGACCCGGGAACUUCAUUUGGACUUCCUUCGCGUUCUCGAACUUGACGAUCGCCAAAAGAAGGUCGCUGCCUUUAACUCCUUGGUGCACAGACUGCCCAGUCCCAAUCUAGCACUGUUACGGGCUCUAUCGCAGUUCUUGAUCGAGAUUGUUAACAAUUCUGAUGUGAACAAGAUGACGGUCAGGAAUGUGGGCAUUGUCUUUGCCCCAACUCUCAAUAUUCCGGCGCCGGUAUUCUCGAUGUUCCUCACAGAUUACGACAGUAUCUUUGGCGAUAAUGAUUCGAGGGUUGCUAAGCCUAUGGAACUGACAGUUGAAAGCAAUCUGUCGCCCGAUGACAUUCGUUCCCCACGUCAUCAGAUGUUCUCAGAUCUCCCUACACCUUCGUACCAGCAGACUUCGUUCCGAACCGCUGGUGAUGGGAACGGUCCUUCUGAUAGUGCCAGAACACAUCAUGACACCGGUUUCACCCCAAUUCAACCUAGCUAUGACCAACCGACGUCCAGACAUGAGCAGUACAACCAACCUCCGGGUGCCGGCGCUCCCUAUUCUUCUUUGAAUGGCAUGUUGGUGCCUAGCUCAGAGGACACUCGCUCGACAAAGACGAAGCGACGGGAGAGUUCCAUGCUCUUUAUGGAUGACCCUUCCUUCUACCAGGGCAAUUGA
Molecule: messenger RNA, 4011 nt
Organism: Penicillium coprophilum
Lineage: Eukaryota; Fungi; Ascomycota; Eurotiomycetes; Eurotiales; Aspergillaceae
Product: GTPase-activating protein BEM3
Exons: 3
Coding region: 1-4011 (1336 amino acids)
Biological process (GO): regulation of GTPase activity; signal transduction
Cellular component (GO): cytoplasm
Molecular function (GO): phosphatidylinositol binding
Source: RefSeq, a predicted model, not a curated record